Messenger RNA from Thalassophryne amazonica, 2512 nucleotides. Its product is annotated as zinc finger protein 484-like. The record is from RefSeq and is a predicted model, not a curated record. NCBI's taxonomy places the organism in Eukaryota, Metazoa, Chordata, Actinopteri, Batrachoidiformes, Batrachoididae. The transcript has 2 exons. Bases 98 to 1228 code for a protein of 376 amino acids.
GCUGUGAGCAGCAGCGUUCCGUGUCUGUGACUCUUUGGUUCUUUUGUUGUUUUGUGACGGAGUUUGUUUUAGAAAAAGUUGGUGUCGUUGUGUGAAAAUGUCUAAAGUCCAAAUGCUGAGAGCGUUGGUGAAGCAGCGACUAACUGCGGCUGCUGAAGAGAUAUUUGGGCUGUUUGAAAGAACCAUAGUAGAGUACGAGGAGGAACUUUGUCGUUCCAAAGAGGAGAACCACCGACAGCGACACCUGCUGGACUCCGUGUUCAGUUCUGAAGAUUUUCAGCAGCAGCUGGCGGACAGAGAGGCCGCUCCCCGGCAGCUGGCGGACAGAGAGGCCACUCCCCGGCAGCUGGCGGACAGAGAGGCCACUCCCCGGCAGCUGGCGGACAGAGAGGCCGCCACCCGGCAGCUGGCGGACAAGGAGGUCGCCCCCGGGCAGCAGGACUGGAACUCUAGUCUGGACCAGCAAGACCAAGAUCUCCUCCACACUAAAGAGGAAUUGCAGGAACUAUGGGCACAACAGGCAGGAGAGCAGCAUCAAAAACUGCAGGAGGACAUCUUCAUCACAGGGUUCCUGCGGACUCAUGUCACUGUGAAGACUGAAGAUGAAGAGAAACCUCAGUGCUCUGAACUUCAUCCCUUCCAGGAGGAGCAGGAAGAGGCAGUGCCUCGACCCAGCAACUCAGUGCAACACAUUGAGACAGAAUCUGCUGGAGGAGACUGUGGAGGACCAGAACCAGACAUGAAAGCAGAUCCUGAUGGUGACGAUCAGCCAGAUACCGGUCCCAACUGGAUGGUCACCUCAGAACCUCAGUUAGGGUCUGCAUUUAUAGGAAACAGUUUAGUCCCUGUAAGUGAUAAGAAAUAUAAAACUGGGGAGAAACCACUCAGUUGCUCCGAGUGCAAUCAAAGGUUUAAGUACAAGUACAUUCUGAAGGAACACAUGAGACGCCACACAGGAGAGAAACCGUUCAAGUGCGUGUUCUGUCCCAAACAUUUCAGGCUGAGUGCACAAGUGGAGAUACACAUGAGAGUGCACACAGGAGAGAGACCAUACGUUUGCUCCGUCUGCAACAGAACCUUCACGCAAAGGUCACAUCUAACAGGCCACAUGAUCGUCCACACCAGAGAGAAGACGUUUGGCUGCACCAGAGAGAAGACGUUUGGCUGCAGCGUCUGUAAGAAAAGCUACACCUCAAAGUCGUACCUGAAAAUCCAUAAGUGCUGCUGAUCUUGGAUCAGCUGUGAACUCUGAGUGCGUCUGGUAAGCUGGAGUCCUGGGAUCAGCACACGCUCAGUACUGAUCCUGGACGCUCACUGAAGAAAGGAGAAGACAUCCCACCCAGGACCUGAGGCCUGCUGGUGCUGGAUGGGACGCCAGUCCAACUCAGGUUAUUUUUCUGUGACAUCUCAGCAAAUUAAGCACCAGCUACCGUUUGUACACUCACACAGAAACGCUGCCGCUCGUCUGCUUAUUUUAUUAACAACAACUAGCAAUGAACCAGUAUACAGUAUCAUCAUACAAAUUCUAAAUAGAAUCUGUAUGAUGACAUAUUUAAACUUAUUUUACAACUUUUAAAGGUUAACUUUGAAAGUCAAAUGUAUAUUUUAGAUUAGAUUCAACUUGGUCAUUGUGCAGAACUGAUGACAUGCAGCUGACAUCCAACCAGACGUGCAAAAAAGUGCAACGUGCAAAUCAAAUAAUACGUACAGUUAAGAGUGAGGGAGACAAAUGACGACGUGUACAGUAACGUAUAAAUAAACGACCACAGUGACAUAAGGACAUCAGUAUGUACAAGAUUGUAGGAACAGAUAUGAUUGUAGUGAGAUUACAGGAUAAAUAAAAUAUAUUGCACAUGAUUUGUGUCAAUUGUUUGACGGUGAAAAGCAGGAACAUCUGCUGUGACAGUGCAACGAAAAUGUGGUAAGCAGUGCACGGUAACAUGCAUUGUUGGUGGAGCUUUGUUCCAUGAUGUAACAGCCUCUGAGAAGAAGCCCUUCCUGGGCCUGCUUGUGCGGGUGCUUAGAUACCCGUAUCUCCUCAGACCGUGGUACAGGUGAGGGGCAUCCUGAUGGUACAUUGUUUAUGGUAAAUGUCAUGGAUGGGGGGGUUGGGAGCCAAUUGUCCUUUGGGCAGGUUUUACAACCCUUUGUAGUGCUUUGAGGUCACAGUACCUCACAGAGAUACAGUUAGUGAGGAUACUCAGUGGUGCAGCGGUAGAAGUCCGUAGAGAUUGUAGGUGCUGAUGCCCCUUUUUGACCAGGUGGAGGAAUUCAGAGCCCAAGAGAGAUUUUCUGUGAUGUCAAUCCCAAGGAACUUGAAGCUUGGGACGCGCUCCACUACAUCUCCGUUGGCGUGAAUGGGGGUGUGCGUUUUUCUUUGGGCUUGCCUGAAAUGGCGCCAACUGCUGCCGUCUUUGAGAGAAAAUCUCUCCUGAUGAAAUGUGAACAACCAAAAGAUGUCAAUUUGAGAUGAAAAUGUUUGGGAAAACUGACAGUUAUGGUUAUUCAGGUG